AUGGUUUUUAUCAGAAUUGCUAUUUCUCUUGCAAUUAAUUUUAAUUGGAGUUUAUUUCAAUUAGAUAUAAACAAUGCUUUUCUUUAUGGUGAAUUGGAUGAAGAUGUUUAUAUGUUAUUACCUUUUGGUUAUAGUGAUAAAAAUAGUAACAAAGUUUGUAAGUUACUAAAAUCUUUAUAUGGAUUAAAACAGGCUCCCAGAAAAUGGAAUGAAAAAUUAUAUGGCUUCUUACUUGAGUUUGGAUUUGUUCAAAGUAUGAAUGAUUUUACAUUAUUUGUUAAAAUUUCUAAUGGUACUAUUGUUAUAUUACUGGUAUAUGUUGAUGACAUAAUUUUGAGUGGUAAUUCAAAUGAAGAAGUUAACAAGGUUAAAGAUUUUUUGAAAUCAAAAUUUUUAAUUAAAGAUUUAGGAAAAUUAAAGUUUUUCUUAGGAAUUGAGGUUAUAGAUAUUAAUAAAGGAGUAUGUUUGUGUCAAAGGAAAUAUUGUAUGGAAUUAUUACAUGAAUUUGGCAUGUUGAGUUGUAAACUAUUUAAAACUCCUUUAGAUUGUAAUGUUGUAAUUAGAGGAGAAGGAUUUGAUAGUAAUGAUGUACUUAUUCAAAAUGUUGUUCUUUAUCAAAAAUUAAUUGGAAAACUCAUUUAUUUGACUAUUACUCGUCCAAAUAUUUCAUAUGUUGUACAAGUACUGAGUCAAUUUAUGCAUUCACUAAGAAAAUCUCAUUUUAAUAUUGCUAUAAGAUUACUUAGAUAUUUAAAGUUAAAUCCUGGAAGGGGUUUUGCUGUUACAAAAGGUAAUCCAAUUUUAAAAAGCUUUGUUGAUGCUGAUUGGGCUAAAUGUUUAGUGUCUAGAGGAUCUAUUACAGGCUCUGUAGUUUUUCUUGGUGAUACAAUUAUAUCUUGGAAAAGUAAGAAACAAGAUACACUUUCUAGAUCUUCUACUGAAUCAGAGUAUAGAGCGCUUGGUGUAAUUUCAUGUGAAAUUAUGUGGAUUUUGAAGAUUUUUUUUGAUGUUGGGUUGAAAGAUCUAACUCAUGUUCCUAUAUUUUGUGACAAUGAGUCAGCUAUAAAGCUUGUUCAUAAUCCAGUAUUUAAUGAAAAAACGAAACAUUUUGAUGUAGACACUCAUUUUAUAAGGGACAGGGUGUCCAAAGGUGUUGUUGAAGUUCAUAAAGUAAGUUCAGAUUUUAUUCUGACAGAUAUUUUUACUAAACCAUUGGGUGUUGUUCAACAUGAGUGGAUUUGUAAAAAUUUGGGGCUUGUUGAUCCAUUUCAGAAUAAAUGUUGA
Lactuca sativa (garden lettuce) is the source of this 1284-nucleotide messenger RNA. The record is from RefSeq and is a predicted model, not a curated record. NCBI's taxonomy places the organism in Eukaryota, Viridiplantae, Streptophyta, Magnoliopsida, Asterales, Asteraceae.